Messenger RNA from Linum trigynum, 2453 nucleotides. The record is from the annotation of a GenBank genome assembly. NCBI's taxonomy places the organism in Eukaryota, Viridiplantae, Streptophyta, Magnoliopsida, Malpighiales, Linaceae.
CGAGCCAAAGGAGAGGGAGUCGACUUUUUGGAGCAAAAAUAGAGUUUUGGAGAGAGAAAGUGCGAAGAACAAACCCUAGGAGCUAUUUGGAGUGGAUUUCUCACCAUUGAAGCCCAGAUUGCAUCCCCAGGAGUGAAGAUUGACAUCCAGAGUAGAUUCUUCCCAUUGUUAUGAGUAUGACUGCUUUGUAUUCUGUUUCCCUCUCUCUCUCUAUGGAGUAGAACUCUCUCUCACUUGGGUAUGAAGAACCCUAGUUCCAUGUGUUAGGAAUCUUGAUUGUAAUUACGUUUGGACUGUGAUAUUGCUUGAUUAUAAUUGAUUGAAGUGUUUUGAAUGAUUCAAUAGAAGUCUGAUAAUCUUUUAUUGAUUUCUGCUGCAACCUGUGAUAGAUAGAAUCUGAUUAGGUUGUUAGAGCUUCUUCAAUCGGUAGUAGUGAAUCAAUUAUACGAGAGUUAGUCGAUUCACUACUUUGUACUGGAAUCUAAUUCCAGUAGUGGAGUUCUGUGUUCAUUGCCUCAGCGUUCUAUCCCGGUGAAGACUAGUCGUCUGCCGGGUAGUUUGACUGAGAGGGCUUGGUCAUCUUAAGAGAUUCCAAGCUAUUGUCGGAUCUUCCGCAGUAUAAUCAGUAGUAAAGCAACCAAAAGUAAUUACAACUGUGACCUAACUAAGGAGCUAGGGGGACUCAUUCCCGAGUGACUCUUCCCUUGCUUUAGAAAACCGAACCAUUUCCUGCUUUUGUUAAAAUCACAAUCACUCGAUGUAGUUUGCUAGAUAAUAGAUAAUCACUGAGUAGGCAGUAGAUCUAGACCCCGGGUUGACAAUUAGAGCUUGCCUAUUACUGCAUUUCUGGACUGAGAUUACACUUGGUCGCAGUUUGGUGUUGUGUUUUAGCGUGUCAAGUUUUUGGCGCCGUUGCCGGGGACCCUCUAGGUUAUUGGGGAAACGUGAAAGUUUGUUACUCUAGCUUUUUCUUUACUGCAUUUUCUCUUCCACCUGUGUGCCUUCACGGGUUACUUUUGCUGAUUGUGUGCAGGUAGUGCAUGACCUGUAGCUAGUCGGGAGAUUUACUACCAUUAGACCAGGAGCUUGAACGGACCUGUAUGAACUUCAAGCGGGCUCUAAAGGCGCGACUGGCUGCGAAGGAGGCGCUAGCACAACUGCAAAUCGCCGACGAAGAAGAGAUGGGUGACCCACAGAACAAUGAUGUGGUCAUUCCCGAGGAACAGACCAUGGGGUACUACUGGACCGCCAAAGCCGCGGACAUGAGGUCGCCCAUUCAGCACCCUCAUGUCCCAGCCAACAAAUUUGAGGUGAGCACCUCGGUCAUCACCAUGUUGCGCGACUCGGUAGUAUUUCGUGGCAAAGAGAGGGAGUGCCCUCGAUCACAUCUGAGGCGAUUCCACGAGCUCAUUGAUGGAAUUAAGAUAAAUGGGGUCCCAGCCGAUGCCCUCCAGCUGAGGUACUUCCCAUUCACUUUGGAGUGCCAGGCCAAGGAGUGGAUGGACACCAGGCCCCCUGGAUCGAUCACCACGUUCGCCAACCUGGCGGACAAGUUCCUCACUCGCUACCAUCCUCCGUCCAAGACGGCGGACCUGCAGAAGCAAAUUACCCACUUUGCUCAAGACGAAGAUGAGACCAUUCGGGAUGCUUGGGAGAGAUACACCAGUCUCUUCAUCAAGUGUCCCAACGAUGGUUUUACUGACGCCUUCAAGGUGGACGCCUUCUACCAUGCCCUCUUCCCGGAGGACAAGUAGCUGAUUGACUCGGUCUGUGGCGGGAAUAUGCUCACCAAAACACCACCACAGCUGAAUCAACUCUUUGAAGAGAUGGCAGAGCAGGGCUAUGACUGGGGAAAUGCGAGGAGAUCGAGACGAGCACCAGGGCGGGGUGUGCAUGUUGUAGCCACCCAGUCAUCUGAUUUGGUGCAGGUGGUAUCUAAACUGGUUUCAGCCAUCGACCGUUCUGGGAUGAUUUCAGGUACAGGACAACAGCAGACGAUGCACUGCCAGUGGUGUGAGAGCACCCAUCACACCGUGGAGGAUUGUUAGGCGAUGAGGGAGUCGUCUACUCCCCAGGAGCAGGUGAACUUCAUCAACAUUGUCAGGCGCAACGAUCCUUACAGUAAUACCUACAAUGAGGGAUGGCGCCGGCAUCCAAAUUGCUCCUGGAGUGGCAACAGCAAUCCAAAGCCACCUAGAAGCCAGACUCCUGCAACUAGUUUUCCAAACCAGAGGCAGCCAUACCGGCCUCCCGGGCCAGAUGCAGCAACAACAACCACUCUAUCAGCCCAGACAGGGGCAUGCUUUUCAACAGCCCCCACAGUAGCAGUACCAGCAACCUGGUGCACCUCCAUCAGUCCCAGCACUGGGCGAUCCCGUGUCAGAACUGAGGGAUCUAGUGACUACCUUGGCAAGCACUAGUACCCAAAAGUUCAAUAAAUUGGAGCAAUUCAU